AUGCUAGGCCUGCUAUUUUUGGGGGCCGUAGUCAGCUCUACCGCCGACGUCUUCGGACAGGAGUGUACGACUGCGGCGCAAAAGGACACAUGCGCGACCAAGAAGUGUAUAACGGUCAGCGGCACCGAACUGUGCCGCGAGUGCGUUGGCGGAAAAGUCCCUAUCGACGGGAUUUGUAAGGACACUACUGAUUCCAGUGUUAGUUUAUAUGGAUGCGAGCAUUCUAGUGGCACUGGAUUUUGCACCUCGUGCAAGGAUACCGCCUUCCUCUUCUACGGCAGCUGUUACGCUAUAGACAAGGUUCCGGGAAACCUUGUUUGUAGCAAAGCAGAGAGUGGCAAGUGUACGGAGUGCAGACAAGGAUCAAAGUUUCUGUUUACAAACCCCGACGACAGUGCGGCGGAACGGUGCAUAUUGUGCUACGACAACGUCGGCUUCGGCUCAUAUAAAGGCGUCGAUGGCUGCAGGUACUGCCUGCCUCCGCUCACCGGAGAGACAUCUGCAGAGUGCAACUGGUGCCAGAAUGAGAAGUAUGGCCCGAUAGACGGAGUAUGCAAAGAGCCGAGCAGGCACUUGUGCGCCGACGGGGCCUGCUCAAACUGUUACAUGACUCACAUUCAGCACAACGGAGGGUGCUACACAAAGACAGAAACCGUUGCACAGAAGAUAUGCACCACCGAAAACCAGUUCCAAGUAAUUAACAUCACUGCCUGCAAGAAGUGCGCCAUUAAAGGGGAGGUCCCAAUGGACGGGCGGUGCAUAAAGGGCUUGCUCGAACCAAAGUGCAACCCGUAUCCUAACACGGAUGGUAGCUGUACCAACUGCACAAGGAGCGGGGUCAACUACAACACGUUCCUGUUCAACGGGGGUUGCUACAACAUGAGUGACUACAUCGGGUCCCAGAUCUGCACCAAGGUCAACGAUAGGGCAGAAUGCGACGCUUGGAACACGGGAGAUUACGGCGUCUUCAAGCUCCCAGACUAUCACAUGGCCUACCCGUGCAGUAACACGUCUGCUGGUGGAAUCCAGGGUUGCUCGCGCUGUCGCUACAACAAUACAGAAAAGAAGGUCAUCUGCUACGAUUGUGAGUAUGACACGCUAGCCUUUGAUGGGAUGUCAUGUAUUACUGAGACCAACUGCAAUGGGGAUCACAGGCAGCGCAAAUGCCCUGGGAGCUCCAAAAGAGGAUGCAGAUGCGAGUGCAUGGACAAGUACUACAGGAGCGGCGAGCAGUGCUCUGCGUGCGCAAGCUCAUGUUUGAGGUGCAAUAACCAGGAGGCGAAUUCCUGUACGUUGUGUCCCUCCGGCCAGGCACUUGCAUACAAUGGCGACGGGACUACAGGGACGUGCAAGGCCGGCUGCACGCCAGACAGCACUUGCGAAGCCUGUGGUCUGGAGGUCGACCAGACGAAAUACUGCUCUAAAUGCAAAGAUUCCGCCCAGUACCCCCUGAAUGGCGCGUGUACACCGGCGAGCAAUGCCAGGGCGUCUGCUUGUUUGCGGCAAUCCGAUGGGGCGUGCCAGCAGUGCUCGUCAGGCUACUUCCUGAUGGGGGGCGGCUGCUACCAGGUCAGCAAAUACCCAGGCCGGUUUGUGUGCAAGCGAGCUGACGGCGGAAAGUGUGUGGACACCACGGACGAGUACAACAUCAACAGUAAGGGCGAGCUUGUAGACUGCAACUCCAACUGUGAGACUUGCGUGAAGGGCCAAAAGACGCAGUGCCUGUCGUGUCAUUCGAACAAGUACCUCAAGAAGGAGGGGACAACCUCUUACGGCACCUGCGUGAGCCGUAACGACUGCAAGGACGGAUAUUACGCCAAUCAUGACACCAUGGAGUGCCUCCCGUGCAACAUCAACGACUGCGUCACAUGCCAUCUUAUUGACAAGUCAAUUUUGUGCAGUCUAUGCCGCGGGACCAGCCUUGUGGGCCUCGACAAACGCUCGUGCACGACGAUCGCCCCGGAGAACGCUGUCGAAUUCUGGGGCAGGUAUGUGUGCAACGAGGACUCGGUCCUUUCAGGCAACGCGUGCGUGAGAAAGGACUCUCAGGACACUGGAAGGCUUUCCAACAAGGCGUCCAUUGGGAUCGGAGUCGGAGUCAGCGUGGUCGUGCUUGUCUUGAUUGGCGUUCUGAUUUGGUGGCUAGUCUUUCAGAGGAGAAGGGGUUCUGGUUUUGGAGGCAGCAGAGAUAUGCUGACGUCCAGGGACUAA
Molecule: messenger RNA, 2211 nt
Organism: Giardia duodenalis
Lineage: Eukaryota; Fornicata; Diplomonadida; Hexamitidae
Product: High cysteine membrane protein Group 1
Exons: 1
Coding region: 1-2211 (736 amino acids)
Source: RefSeq, a predicted model, not a curated record